Molecule: messenger RNA, 1899 nt
Organism: Trichoderma harzianum CBS 226.95
Lineage: Eukaryota; Fungi; Ascomycota; Sordariomycetes; Hypocreales; Hypocreaceae
Exons: 3
Coding region: 1-1899 (632 amino acids)
Biological process (GO): positive regulation of transcription by RNA polymerase II; meiotic cell cycle
Cellular component (GO): nuclear chromosome
Molecular function (GO): DNA binding; DNA-binding transcription factor activity
Source: RefSeq, a predicted model, not a curated record
AUGACAGCAACAGCAUACCCAGUAACCAUGUCAGACCUCAGAGGAGAGCCUGCCCAUUCUAGUUUCUGGUCCACCUACAACGGAUCUGCUCAUCUUGCCAACAGACUCGGCACGACAACCAUGGACUCUGGCUUUCACAGUUCGGCGUCGGCAUCCCCUCUUCCAGGCCGUCCUCGCAGCGGCCAUGAUCAGUCCUACUCCUAUGGGCGGUAUUCCCAGGAAGAGUCUAUUGCGUAUGAUCGCCACUCGCAACAGACCCUGCCCGCUCAGCAUGGCUACUCCAGUCUCAAGAGGCCCUUCUCGCAAACUGAACCGGCCGCAUACCAAGAAAUCGUCCAGGACUUGNGAGAUGAUGGCUCUCGUUUGACGGUAAAUCAGGAUCACAAACUGCUGGCCUUUAGGCGGACACAAGAUAAACAUACCAUCGUGGAUCAACAAGGCCGGGUGCAGCAACUGGAACUAUCGGCUCAGCUCCAUGGCAUGUUCUUCCUUUCCGAGAUGCCUUCGACCGCCAGCGAUGGAACUGCCCUACAGCCCGAAUUAACCUGCUACCGACGGAACCUGUUUCAAAUUAGCGGCUCUCUGAUCACCCCAAGAGGACAACUCUCUGUGGUAAACGAGAGUAAUGAGACCCUUCCAGUGUCUAACAUGGAGGUCGCCAUAUCUGCUAUUGAAUCUGUUGAUGGCAACCCUGUUCGCCUCAUUGUGAUUCCAUGGAAGACUCCCCCACCCAACGCCCCCGAAAUCAACCAGACCCCGGAUCAAGAGCCUGCCGCUCUUCCCUUGAUUCCUUUCCAGGAUGAUGGUUCUGAGCCUGAAGGCGACUACGCAGUCUAUCCCAUCGGCUGGCGUCGACUGCAGUUCAGAAUUGCUACUGCAAACAACGGUCGACGGAAGGAGCUUCAACAGCAUUUUGUGCUCCACCUUAAAGUGUUUGGAACCUUGUCCGACAACACUAAGGUCGUCUUGACGGAAUCCACGACGGCUCCUAUUGUAGUGAGAGGCCGUAGCCCACGGAACUUCCAGGCUCGUAAAGAGAUUCCUCUGCUUGGAUCCAGCGCUGGCUCAAGGGGCCAGGCUUUGGUGGAGACGGGCUUGGGCGUUGUCGCUGGCGCAUUAAGCGUGAAGCCUCAAGAGCUCAAGCGAAGCGUGGACAUUCAAGUGCCACGCUCAAGUUUUACCUUUAGCUCUCCCAAGGUCCCUGGGAGUGGACAGCUGAGUUCAAUGAGAUCAAACCAAUACUCAACAUGGAGUGCCAGCAGCAGCAACACCUCCAUCUCCCAAGUCGCUUCAUCCGGCGCAGGGAACUACCCCACAGCGACGAUGGGUGCUGAUACGUAUUCCAAAGUGUCCAACUAUACUUCAGACCCUCAGGAACUACCACUUCAGUCCGCGAUACCACCCCUGCCCCUUUCGAUUGGGGCAAAUGAGCAGCCGUCAUCAGCCCGUGGGCAGUACACCUACGUACAACAGCCAACUUCAGGGUCUCAAUUGCCGGCCAGCACGACCACAUCAGCAGUGAGCGGCCAUGCAGAUAGCGCCCUGAGCAUUCCUAGAUAUGUCGACAACGGACGCCCAAACAAAAGCCCCCGACAGAGUGGACAGCAAUCCGUCCACGCCACCAACUCUAUAAACAACAGCGAAUCGCCUGAGUACCGAUACGGAUCAUCUACACAUGGUUCGACCUCUUCGAGGGAAUACUACCCACCGUCCCAGGCAUGGUCUACUUCGGCUGCGGGGGAAAACAGUUCGAGCACAGCUUAUGCCAGCGCUGACGCAAGGCCGUACUCUUUCCCCCACGAGCCUUACAAGGCGGGGACGGCAGCUGCAUCAUCGGUCAAGGCCGAGUCUCGUGGCUCCUUUGAACCCAUGCACAACUACUCAUGGAACGCAAACUAA